Molecule: messenger RNA, 730 nt
Organism: Racocetra fulgida
Lineage: Eukaryota; Fungi; Glomeromycota; Glomeromycetes; Diversisporales; Gigasporaceae
Source: the annotation of a GenBank genome assembly
AUGGAUUCUCAAGAUUCUAGCUCAAGUCUUCAAAGAAAUAUGUACACUGAUGAAAGCGACAGUGAAAAUAAUAAUGAUACAUCCUCUAUUACGAAUACGACAACUAGUACUAAGAAAAAAACAAACAAAAGUAAAACAAGCUUUGUGUGGAAAUACUUCGAUGUAAUUGGAGAUAAAGAUAUUUGUAAAGUUAUAGUAAAAAAAAAAGAUGAAGACAAAAAAUGUGGAAGUGAAUAUAUUCAUGACGGUUCAAUAUCGAAUAUGAUUGCUCAUCUAAGAUCAUCGCAUAAUAUUGUGGAUAGCAAAAAACUAAAAUCCAAAACACAAAUACCAAAAGAUCGACAAACUACAUUAUCAGCUCUGAUUCGACUUAAUAUUCCAUAUAAAGGCGAUAAACUAAAAGAAAUAAAUAGGGCAAGAUUUCGUCGAAUGAUGGCAAAAAUUGAUCCAAAGUUUCAUCCGCCUUCUGAUAGAGUAGUAAAAAAUGAAAUAGCAUUAUGCUAUUUGAAAAAAAUUGAGAUUCUUUGGCAAAAAGCUCAAAUGAAAGUAAUGGAAAGGGAUAAUUUACCUUUACCUAGUUUGGUAAAUACUGAAUUUUAUUUUGAGGAGGAAGAAGCCGGUGAAGUUAACGAUGGAGAUACAGAUUCGGAGCUAUCAAAUAUAAAUCCUACUUCUAAACCACUUCAUCCAAAUUUAACUCUAAAUGAAGACAAUUUUGAUGAAGAAUACU